Messenger RNA from Clunio marinus, 2169 nucleotides. Lineage: Eukaryota; Metazoa; Arthropoda; Insecta; Diptera; Chironomidae. The record is from the annotation of a GenBank genome assembly.
CCCCGAAGCUUGCAUGUUUUGAAUUUUUGAAAAAAGAAAAUAGUUUAAUUUUAUUAAAUAUAACGAAGAGAAUGCCAAGAAACAGAACUUCAAGUGAUUCCCGACAACUUUUACAACACAGUGAGAGUAUUGAAAACAACUCAGAUUCACCAGCCACACCAUUACCGAAUUCAGUUUGCCUAAAACAGCUUCUAUUGCAACGGGCCUGGGAGUUUUGGAAUGUAAAACAAAAUGAAAAGGCAGCGAUAUUUUAUCAAACUAUUAGCUUUUGCAUGCAAUCAGCUUUGUAUCAAGAUAACGAAGACAUUUUCAGUUAUAUCGAAAAGCUGAAGCGUGAAGUGAGUUACCAAGGUGGAAUCGAAAAGCCUAUUUUCAAUUAUUCUAACUUUGAUGAUAUCAACAAAUACCUCGAAAGAAACAUCAACUCAAUAUGCCUUAACGAGUUCCCGAAAGAGUGGACCGUCGUGCAGCUCUGUAAAAAUUUCAAUCCUGUUUCAAUUUCAAGCAAAUACGAGGAUAUUGUGAGCUAUAAUACUGGUAUAUCAAUGGCAAUUUUCAAACAUUCUUCCAUCAAAGAUAUGGUGAUGAUUGAGAUUAAGAAACCUUCACGAUGCCCUGAAAAUGUCUUUGAGAAAAUUUACAAGCUCAAUGGCAAGGUAACUGAAACGUUAAACUUCAGAAAAAUGCCACAAGAUACAUCGAAUGAAUGUAAAGAAUCGAGAGAAAAAUAUUGGAAGGCUCAUAAAGACAUCGAUUUUUACGUUCAAGACGUUAUUGUACUUUUAAAGUCUUUCAUUGGGCCUUGGAUUUGUGCACUCACUGGAACAUUUAAGAAUCAAAAAUCAAUAGAGAUUGAAAAUAAGAUAAAAUUUAAAGUUUAUGAGUUCUUGAAGACUCAAAAAUAUAGCGAACAACAGGAAAAGUUAAUACUAAUUAUUGCUAAACGCACUGAUCUCUUGUCACAUGAACAAAUUUUUCUCGCCAUAACUUAUAUUUUACGUGACAAGCCAAAUCUAGGCUAUCAUGACAUCGACCUCAAUAAUCUUUACGAUUUUCUUACUUGGAUUAAGCAAGAAUUUGUGUAUGAUGACGUCUCAUGUCAUCCAUGCAUUCUCAUUGUCGAUGAACUUCUCGAUCAAUUGCCUUUCGAGAUGUUAAACACUCAGCAAGAAUUCACACGCGUGUGUUCAUUUGCAAACCUUAAGAGAUUAUUUGAACGACACAGUGAGAAUAUGGAGAAUGGUUACAUUGUUUGUCCGACAUUAAAUUGUCAAUCAAUCAUAAAUCCCGAUGGAAGUUUGGUGGCGAUGGAAAAUCGAAUGAAAAGUUUCUUCAAUUAUUGGCUACCAAAAUGGAAGUUUACGUUCAAUCAAAAACCUUCAAAAGAAGAAUUCUACGAAAAGUUGUCACAAUCUGAUAUUUUGGUUUAUUGUGGCCAUGGUUCUGGUCUUCAAUUGCUGAGCAUGGACAGUGUUUAUAAUCUUAAGACAAAAGCUGUUGUAUUUCUUUUCGGUUGUGGUUCUGUUGGACUUACGUCUUCGGGUCUUGUCAGUGAGCUGACUGGAGCUCACUCCUAUUAUCACAUUGGGAAUUGUCCAGUUGUUGUUGGAUUUUUGUGGACUGUUACCGAUUUCCAAACGGAUUAUUGCACAACAAAAAUUUUAAGUGGCUGGUUCAAUAACAAACAAGCGAAAGCACAUUGGCAAUGUAUUGAUCAAAAAGUUUGGAAGUCCACAGGGAAUUUAACAUUUACCAAGAAUGGUGACAUCGUUUCUUCAGAGAGUCUUGCAGAAAUCGUUACACGAUUACACAACGAUCCUGAAAUUAAUAUAGCGAUAAAAUCCGCACUUGUUUAUCGAGGCUUACCAGUUAUCGUCAACAAUACUAAGUAGAGUAAAUUAUCAACACUGUGCAUUACUUUACAACUCCAUAUGCUCAAGAUUUUAAGAUUAGUUCUUCCCCUCAACCACAAUGAUUUUAUACCUUCGAAUACGCUUCUUCAGAUGAAUACAUUUUAAAAAUAGUAAAAUAUGUUAAGUUAAUUUAAAUUUGUAAUUUGCUUCCUUUGUUUUUUUUUAAUUAAUGUAAAGAAUCGGAAAUGUGUUCACUGAAAUUUACGUAACAAAAACAAGUUUUAAAAUAUUAAAUUUACCUAAUUAAAGAAGACAA